AGGAGGCUGUCUGCGGCUUGAUCAACCCUCAAUAAGCUUUCUUGGUCCUGCUUCUCGAUCGCAGCGAGCUCUGCAAAUAUGUUGCGACCUCCCUGACUAUAAUUUGCCUUUUCCCAUUUCAUCCGCGCAAUUCCCAAAAGCUGAUUGUAGACGAUGGCGGGUACAAGGGGUAGAGGCCGCCCCGCUGCCGGUGCGCGACGGACAACACGCUCCCAGGCGCAGGCGACUCCAUCAUCAUCUGGCUCCGGCACGAAAGCGGUGCCCAAAGAGUACCGCCAGAUGCUUCGAGAAGCCGGUGUUCAUUCAUCCCGACCCACGACCGAAGACGGCGAACCGCCGCCCAAGAGAUUGCGCAGGCCGGGACAAAGAGUGUCCAGGCCGGCAGUCAACGAGAAGCCGAUCGCGAAAGCCGUGUCCGAAACUGCCACGAAAUCGAUUGACGGUGCGCGUAUUAAUUUGCCCGAAGAUUCCGAACCAUCUGAUGACGAUCUCGAGUUCGAGGACGUCGCUUUGCCUGAGCCAACAAUACAGACUACAUACCUAGACUCGGAGGAGGAGGACCAGUCAGACAGUGAUAAUGGACUUGGGGACGUCGACUUUGGUGCUCUGCCCGGCGAUGAUGAUACGGUUACUGGAAAUGACGGUGUUCUUCAGCUAGAGAUCUCGACUCAGCCAUCUACAUCCGCGAGUAGGAAGGGCGUGGUUAAGCGCAAGCCGAUCAGCAAAGCCGAGCGAGAAAAGAGGAUUGAGAUUCACAAGAUGCAUAUAUGCUGUCUACUCGUGCAUGUAGCACUCAGGAACCGAUGGUGCGAUGAUGCAGAAGUGCAGGCACUAGUGCGUCCUCUUCUGUCAGACAAGAUAGUGGACUUGUUGAAUCCGCGAAAGAAUCUGUCCCAAUUCGGGCGGUCAGAAUCUCUGAAAGAUGGGAUACAGCAAGCUCGCAUUCUUUUCAAUUCUGCAUUCAAAGUGACGGAGCGUGGUAUUAAACGGGCUUUGUGGGCCGAGGAUCCUUCACAGCUCGCAGACUAUCAACUCCCAGACGACUUGGACUCUGCACUAGACAAGAAAGAGUUUCGCAAAUCUGCAAAAUACCUGGAUGGUUCUAGAGAUGUUGGGGCACAAUUAUUCUGUGCACUCUUGCGAUCUGUUGGCGUCCAGGCUCGCUUGGUGUGUUCUUUGCAACCACUCUCGUUUGUUUCCGGAGCUCCGAAUUUGCCAAAACCACGACCAAAGAAAAACGUCAAGUCACAGAAACCCCGUCCCAUGGCCGAUUAUGACUCUAUGGUAUACAAUCCUCCUCCAUCUGCACCGGGCCCAAGCUUCUCCGCAGCCCGUCGUCUUGGUCACCCAAACGCAGCCGACUAUAUUCCACCUCCUAUGCAACCAAAGGCUACUAGUACCGCUGCUACAGACCUGCAAUCACAUAAACCUAUUAAGGGGGAAUCGCCGUUCCCGGUUUACUGGGUUGAGGUACUAGACGAAUCUCAUCAAAAAUGGCAACCUGUCGAUCCUCUGGUUACUUGUUCACAGUGGAAGCCAGCAAAAUUGGAGCCUCCAUUGGUUGAUAAACUCAACUGUCUUACAUAUGCCAUUGCCUUCUCCUCGGAUGGUGUUGCGCGGGACGUGACGCGGCGGUACGCCAAGGCCUACACCUCCAAGACCCGAAAGAUGCGCGUUGACAAUCCUCAGGCGUCAUUGAUAAACCCCGCCACUUUAAGUGGUGAGGAGUGGUAUGAGAAAGCCAUGGGCUUUUUCCGUAGGCCCUACGGGAUAGUGAGCGACCUGGACCGCAUCGAAGAGGCCGAGCUCAACGGUACUGCAUCCCGCGAGCCAAUGCCUCGCAACGUAGCCGACUUCAAAGACCACCCGGUGUUUGCUUUGCAACGCCACCUACGUCGAAACGAAGUUCUCGUGCCUGAUGCCAAGUCUUCAGGGACAGUUGCAGCUGGAAAGGGUCAAGUCGAACGUAUCUAUCGACGGCGAGAUGUACGAAUCGCUUGGUCUGCUGAUAAGUGGUACCGACUAGGUCGGGUGAUCAAAUUAGGCGAAGAGCCUGUCAAGUACUUGCCCAAGCGCCCGAGGCCUACCGGAAGGGGUCGGGUGGGCAGGUUCGAUAGUGAUGAUGAGGAAGAGGAUCCUGUCUUGGGCACAGGCGGCAGCGCUACAGGUACGCCAAUCUUCUCCCAGGAUCAAACGGAGCUAUUCGUUCCAGAUCCAGUGCGCAAGGGCAAGGUGCCUCGCAACAAAUUUGGCAAUGUGGAUGUCUUCGUCCCCAGCAUGGUGCCACGUGGAGGCGUUCAUAUCAACAGCGACCUGGCUCCGAGGGCCGCCUACAUCCUCGGCGUCGAUUACGCUCCUGCACUCACAGGAUUUGAGUUCAAGGGCAGGCAGGGUACGGCUGUGCUGAAGGGUGCAGUGGUGCCCAUUGAGAGCGAAGAGGCCAUCAUGGCAGUCAUCAACGGGAUUCAAGAGAUGGAGGCCGACGCCGAGGAGGAGCGCAGGCAGCGACGCCUGUUACGGAUGUGGAGUAAAUUUCUCAAAGUUCUUCGCAUCGACGAACGGGUGUAUGCUGGCUUCGACCCGUCAAAGGCCUCGAAUCAGACUAUGAUGGCCCCCAAGGACAAAGGAAAGCAGGCGGAAGAAUCUCAACCCGAAGCUGCUCCUGACCACAGUGGAUCGCACCUAAUCACAAAGGAAAAUGACGACGAAAGUGAUGACAUGGGCGGUGGAUUUAUGCCCUCGGCCAACGACGAUGACGAAGAUAUGGGAGGUGGUUUUUUGGUCGACUAAGCGCGGCCGAUUGCGAGCCAGUCAAGAUAGCUUAUGAGUUCAGCGCAUAGCCUUCACGAUGCAAUGUGAUGCCCCCAUGUGUCAAGCAUGCUCACCAACCACAAAGCCUGCACACAAUGAUUUCAUUUGAAGGAUUUUGUCAAUUGACCAAUUUGCGUGAGAUCAAAACGUCCAAGAUUAAAUGUACUCAUUUGACUGUUUGCGUCAAAGAUCAGAUUCUGCUCCUCUUUGUUGACUAAAUCUUGGCGCCACCUUACAGACGCGUGCAACUCCUUUGUUCAUGCUGGGAUUUUGAUGAUAAGAAUAUGAGACUCCUACUCUGAUGAAAAUUACCUCCUUGCUCUGUCACUGACACCUCAAUUACCAGUUUGCUUUCGGCUUCCGAA
This is a messenger RNA of Pyricularia oryzae 70-15, 3176 nucleotides long. RefSeq lists its product as uncharacterized. The transcript has 2 exons. Gene Ontology annotation, molecular function: single-stranded DNA binding; damaged DNA binding. The record is from RefSeq and is a predicted model, not a curated record. Gene Ontology annotation, biological process: nucleotide-excision repair; mismatch repair. Gene Ontology annotation, cellular component: nucleus; nucleotide-excision repair factor 2 complex; cytoplasm. NCBI's taxonomy places the organism in Eukaryota, Fungi, Ascomycota, Sordariomycetes, Magnaporthales, Pyriculariaceae. Bases 154 to 2790 code for a protein of 878 amino acids.